AGCUCGGCAAUUUGCAUUAAUCUUUGCACCACCUCCGGAAAAAAACUUAUCUUGUCACGACGUGUUUUUUCGGUGACAGGAAUGAACUUGUUGCUCAUAAGACAUGGCGAGUCUACCGACAACGUAGCCGGCCUUCUCGCAGGUUCUCGAGAUGCCCCACUGACAGCCCACGGCGUGAUCCAGGCGCGGCGACUGGGCCAGCACCUCGCCGAGCGCAGCGCAGAGAUUGGCCCCGUCGUGCACGUCUUUACGUCGGAUCUCCAGCGGGCCCUGAAAACUGCCUUGGAAGUCGUGGCGGCGCAAAACAAGCAGACCCGCAGCGGCGACAGCUCGACUGGGUUUGCCCGGGGAGCUGAUCCCGGCAACCAAGAUCCGGGGAGGCGGCAGCAGCAGCAGCAGCAGCAGGAUGUGGAGAAGCUACCCUUGCUCCGGGAGAAGGACUUUGGGUCCCGCGAGGGUGUGGCUUAUGGAAAGCGACGACGCGAUCAGGAUGAGCCGAUCCGGACUGAGGGUGAUGGCUUGCCGUUGAUCAAGCCCGAGACUCAUGAGCAGAUGUCGGACAGGAUGGAGAAGUUUGUUCGCGACCAUCUCAGGCCGCUUCUUGCAUCUCGCCUGACCGCCGAGGUGGGCCCUCGCGCCGAGACUGUUGUCGUUGUCGCUCACGGCAUUAUACUGAAUGUCUUGAUGAGGGUUCUUCUGGCGCAGUUCCCCGAUGCUAAUUCUGCACGUCCCGUCGAUGACUUGGGGUCCAGGGAUCCACUUGUCCGACCUGCCGAGUUCUCCAUUCCGUGGAGAAACACGGCUUACACUGAGCUCAAGGUUGCUUUGUGUGCUCUUACACAAGACACGAGAUCGACAUCUGCAAUUUCUGACAAAGCCACUGCGUCGGCAUCUCUCACUAUGAGUGUCAUCUCAGUCAAUAAUAGCUGCCAUCUGGAUGGGUUGAAAAAGACUCGAGGUGGGAUCGGCAGUGCACAAUUUGACUCCAAGCAGAAAACCAUGGACUCCUUCUUUAGUCGAAAGCUCCAAGGUCCAUAAAAGUGAGUAAGUAAUGCAUGCUUGUCGAAUAUUUGCAGCACGACAAUAUCAAGCGACGAUAUGUGUAUGGCCUGUCUGCAUGUGUAAUGGUACAGUUGCGAAGUGAUCAUGCUCCCUCCUACUCUUCCUCAGAAGGCAGCAUCUCCGGGAACCAUCCAUACUCUUUGAAGUCGACCAUUAGCUCACCGAGAGCCCCGGUUGUGACCGUCACGCCCUCUGCCCUCAGUGCAGUAGCCUGGUUCUGCGAACCCGAUGGUGCAGAUCUGAGUGACAGGGCCCAAACUUAUUAGUUCGCCGUAGAUUAGACAAAUGGAAGGGCACACCUGACGGGGAGCUGCAGACCUUGGUGAGAUGAUACCCUUGGCAUUGAUGACCCGCUGCCAAGGGACAUUGUUGUGAUUAUGCACGGCGUUGUCGUCUUCUGAGAGGUGCUUAAGGCAUACUCCGACCUGGCGAGGUCUCUGGGCUGAGUCUGGGGUUAGUAGAAAGUGCAUUUGUAAUGGAAAGUUUUAUGAUUAUUACGCUGUCCAACGAGAUGGGCGAU
Pyricularia oryzae 70-15 is the source of this 1582-nucleotide messenger RNA. Its product is annotated as phosphoglycerate mutase. The record is from RefSeq and is a predicted model, not a curated record. The coding region runs from base 82 to 1038 and encodes 318 amino acids. Lineage: Eukaryota; Fungi; Ascomycota; Sordariomycetes; Magnaporthales; Pyriculariaceae. Gene Ontology annotation, molecular function: fructose-2,6-bisphosphate 2-phosphatase activity. The transcript is spliced from 3 exons. Gene Ontology annotation, cellular component: cytosol. Gene Ontology annotation, biological process: positive regulation of DNA repair; regulation of pentose-phosphate shunt; fructose 1,6-bisphosphate metabolic process.